AUGGGAAGAGAAAAUAUACAACACUAUUUACAAGAACAAACCCAGGACCCCGUAAAGGAGUUGGAUAUCUCCUCAGGAAGAAAUAGCGAUGACGAGUCCUCAGCACAAGAGAAGCCUAACCCAAAGAGAGUGACCACAUCGCAUUCAAAUUUCCCAUUCACACUCUCAAAGGACUCAACCAUCACCGAUUACCUCAACAACAAUAAAUACUUUAUCGACUCCAUCCAACACAACCAUGGACUGGAAAUAUUCGACCUCAACAGCAAAGGUCAAUCCCCACACACCUUGUGGAUCGGCUGCUCGGACUCACGUGCAGGCGAUGGCUGUCUUGCAACAUUACCAGGUGAAGUAUUUGUCCACCGCAACAUUGCAAACAUCAUCAAUGCCAACGACAUCUCCUCUCAAGGUGUGAUUCAAUUCGCGAUUGAUGUUUUGAAAGUGCGCAAGAUUAUUGUAUGUGGCCACACAGAUUGCGGUGGUGUUUGGGCCUCGCUCUCGUCAAAGAAAAUCGGUGGUGUCUUGGACCUUUGGCUCAACCCAGUGCGCCACAUUAGAGCUCAGAACUUGGACCUCUUAAACCAAUUGAACUCUGACCCUCGUGCCAAGGCAAAGAAAUUGGCUGAAUUAAACGUCAUCAGUAGUGUCACUGCAAUCAAGAGACAUCCAUCAGCCACACAAGCAUUGAAGGAAGGCAAGAUUGAAGUUUGGGGAAUGAUGUACGAUGUGGCCACAGGAUACUUGUCUGAAGUGGAAAUCCCCACAGAUGAAUUCCACGACUUGUUCCAUGUCCACGACGAAGAGGUUGCAGGCGAACACAAUGCGCAUUAA
Molecule: messenger RNA, 828 nt
Organism: Lodderomyces elongisporus
Lineage: Eukaryota; Fungi; Ascomycota; Pichiomycetes; Serinales; Debaryomycetaceae
Gene: NCE103
Product: carbonate dehydratase
Exons: 1
Coding region: 1-828 (275 amino acids)
Biological process (GO): cellular response to oxidative stress; cellular response to carbon dioxide; carbon utilization
Cellular component (GO): cytoplasm
Molecular function (GO): carbonate dehydratase activity; zinc ion binding
Source: RefSeq, a predicted model, not a curated record